GGUGAGACAACUCGGGUGCCACGCCUCUCAAAGACACGACGGCCAUUUCAUCAACGACUCAGUGACGUCAAGAUGAGUGACUACAAUUCUGCGACGAAACGAAAGCGCUCGCGCUCCCCUCCUCCACCCUGGCGAAAGCGAGACAAUGACCGACAACAACAUCGAGACCGCGAUGUGCCUCGAAAUGACCGAGGGGGAGGGGGAGGACAGUCACAACGAUGGUCCCACAAGGACCAAAUGAGAAUAAACCAGUUGCAAGAAGACGAACGGAUGAGGGAAUGGGUCGCCCAAGAGGACGAUUUCGUGCUCAAGCAGGCCAAGAAAAAGGCCGAGAUUCGAGUCAAAGAAGGCCGGGCGAGGCCGAUAGACUGGCUCGCCGUGACGCUGCGCGUGGUUGACCCCACGAGGAACCCCCUGGAUGACGAGGUGGACGAGAAGGACCUGGACUUCAUGGACCCCCAGAGCGUCUUCGAAGGACUCGCCGAGUCACAAUUGUCCGAUCUGCGCAAGGACAUCGAGACGUACAUGAACUUGGAGUCCAACAAGAAGAACCGAGAAUACUGGCGGACGAUGCAGAUCAUAUGCAAGGACAGACAGAAGAAAAUACGGACAGGUGGACCGGAAGGACGGGCGGUCAGUUCUGUGGCGUCGGACAUUGACAAAUUGCUCUCCCCGAAGACGUACGAGCAGUUGGAAGUGCUGGAGAAACAGAUCCGGUCGAAGCUCGACUCCGACGAGCCCAUCGACACCGAUUACUGGCAGCAACUGCUGGAUAGCCUGCUUGUGUGGAAGGCAAAGGCCAAACUGAAAAGGGUGUAUCAGGACGUUCUCGAUUCACGACUCAAGCAAUUACGAGACGAGAACGAAGGGAAAGCGAACGAGGCAUGCCAGCAGAUGCUCGAUGCUGGCGUCCAACCCGCCGCCCGGACCGUCGAGUACACAAAAGAGCUGGACCCGGACCCAUUACUUGAGAUCCCAUCCAGGGACAAAGGUCUUGAUAUCGUCGACGAGCAGGACUUUCUACGUUCUGUCGCCAGUGCCAGACGUAAAGUUCUAAACAUGGGUUACGUACCCGAACCAAAAUCCACGGGUUCAAAAUCCUCGUCAUCCACAACAAUCACAACAACACAAACCUCGCGUGCCGCCGCCGCCGCCGCUCGCCCCGAUCCGACGUCUCGCUUCGACACCGUCGACGAUUCGUUUGCCACCAAAGCGCUCUUUGACCGCGAAGUUGCAAGGGGUGUCAACGAGGACGAAGAAAUCUUUGCCGGCGAAGAAACCCUCGACGAUCCGUCAACAUCAACAACCGCGAAACCGAUCUGGAGCAACAAAUACCGUCCCCGCAAACCGAAAUACUUCAACCGCGUCCAGAUGGGUUACGAGUGGAACAAGUACAACCAGACUCACUACGACCACGACAACCCGCCUCCCAAGGUCGUCCAGGGUUACAAGUUCCACAUCUUCUACCCGGACCUCAUCGACCCGACCAAGGCUCCCACUUACAAGAUUGUCCGAGAGGGGGGCAGGAAGAAGGGUCAGACCCUGGCCCCCGCUGGCGAGGAGGACACCUGUAUCAUUCGCUUCAUGGCCGGCCCCCCUUACGAGGACGUGGCGUUCCGCAUCGUGGAUCGCGAUUGGGAUUACUCGGCCAAGCACGACCGCGGGUUCAAGAGUACGUUUGAAAAGGGUAUCUUGACCCUCCAUUUCAGUUUCAAGAGGAUCGUUUAUAGAAAGUAAAGUACCUACCUAGGCUAGUCUGCUGUUUUGGCGUGGUGCACCGGGUCACCCACGUGUACCUCCCUACAGUACCUGGUACGUAGGUACCUCGGGUGGUCUCCUGAUGUCAAGGUACAGUGCCAGGCAUGUGCGCAUGCAUUACUUGCAUAAUUUCAGGUUACUGGAACAAAGGCCUCGGGCUUCUGUCUGUAUUUACACUGCGACGCGAUCUUAUCAGUUUGUUGUUUCCGGGUCCCAAGGUGAUUUCCGGGCCCCAGUUCUAGGCGCCCAGGGCUUUGUUUUUUUCGUGUUCGGCAAGCGUGAAGGAAUGAUCGUGCAAGGGGCUGAUUUUACAAGUCUCUCUUUCCCGCGGAGUACUGGGUCGCCCGAUCAUCUCGUCCAUCAUACAAGUGACGAGGCGACCAUGCACGGACAAGGAGGUCUCGAUCAAUCGGUGUCCGCAAGAAAAAGGCCCGGGGGACCAAGUCUUCCUGCGAGUGCGGCUCAUAGGGCAAGGGGGGAGGCAGAAGGAGAAGGAGGACAAUAUUGUACUCGUACUUGUAGUGAAAACCGGGGGUUCCAUGUCAAUUGGAGCCAUACUUCAC
Exophiala oligosperma is the source of this 2321-nucleotide messenger RNA. RefSeq lists its product as uncharacterized. The record is from RefSeq and is a predicted model, not a curated record. Gene Ontology annotation, molecular function: protein binding. The transcript has a single exon. Bases 73 to 1737 code for a protein of 554 amino acids. Gene Ontology annotation, cellular component: cytoplasm; spliceosomal complex. Gene Ontology annotation, biological process: mRNA cis splicing, via spliceosome. NCBI's taxonomy places the organism in Eukaryota, Fungi, Ascomycota, Eurotiomycetes, Chaetothyriales, Herpotrichiellaceae.